Messenger RNA from Aureobasidium namibiae CBS 147.97, 1314 nucleotides. RefSeq lists its product as uncharacterized. The transcript has 2 exons. Gene Ontology annotation, molecular function: DNA binding. Gene Ontology annotation, cellular component: U2-type post-mRNA release spliceosomal complex; nucleus. Gene Ontology annotation, biological process: spliceosomal complex disassembly; mRNA splicing, via spliceosome. NCBI's taxonomy places the organism in Eukaryota, Fungi, Ascomycota, Dothideomycetes, Dothideales, Saccotheciaceae. The coding region runs from base 1 to 1314 and encodes 437 amino acids. The record is from RefSeq and is a predicted model, not a curated record.
AUGAAGAAGUCAUUUGCCGCUCGUCGCGUGCCACGGAAGAUUGGCCAUGAUGAACAAGAUACCCCGUCGGACGCCUCAAGCAACAAUGACUCUACCGCCUCAUCCUUAGUCAGGCGACCCGUCGCGAAGCAUCGCAAGUCUUCCGCCCUACGUCCGUCGUUUGCUUCCGAUGACGACAACGACGACUCUUCCACUUUGGUCACUCCCAAACGCGCAAACCUCUCCCGCCUUGCUAUCCAACGGAACGCCGAAAAACAGUCCGAUGUCGUCUUUCGCCCAGGCCUUGAUUCUACAUUGGAUCGUCCAACUUACAAUAGGGACUACCUGGACGAGCUGAAACAGAGCACCCCAGCCACACCGCAACACGUCGCAUCCACCGCAACCACAGACACUGAGCAUGUCGCGCCUAGUACUGCAAUCGAUAUCAGGUCGAAAUUCGGAUCCGAUCUCUCUAGGUAUCAACCUCCUACCGCCAUACCCACUGCCGCCGAGAUUCAGGAAAAGAAGGCACGUCGCGCACGCUUAGCCAAAGAGAACGACUUCAUCUCCCUGGAAGACGAUGGUGACGACGAGGAAGAUGACGACGCAGUCACACGAGACGACCAGGGUCGGCUGAUCCUCAAACCCAAGGAAAAAUACCCCGAGACUCGUUUAGUGCACGAUGAUGAGGACAUGCUCGAAGGCUUCGACGAUUUCACGACGGAUGGCAAAAUUACGUUUGGACGCAAGGCACAAAGGGUGGAAGACGAUAAACGCAGAGCAGAAAUGGCUUCUAUGAUCGCGGAUGCCGAGGGUCAGAGCGGAGAUGAUGACGACGAAGACGACGAGAGCGAGGCCGAACGAAAUGCUGCCUUUGAAGUUGCGCAAACGCGCCACGGAACCUAUGCUGCACGCGAACAAGAAGCCGACUCGACAAGGCCUCAAACACCACCCAGAGUUGUCCCUCUGCCGACAAUGGAUAGCGUGGUUGAAAGACUGCGAAGGCGGUUGGAGGAGAUGGAGAUCGUUCGUGCUCACAAGUCGAACGAAAUGCAGAGCUUGGUGGACGAAAAAUCAAGAAUCGGCGAGGAAGAGAUCAGAGUUCAGGCAGCUCUGAAAGAGACGGGCGAGAAGUAUCAGAAGUUGAGAGAGGACAUGGGCUUGCAAGUCAAGAAUGAUGAUCAACAGAUCACCACAAUCGACCAGAAGCCUACACCCAACCGUACUGAAGAUAGUGAGGAUAGCGACGCGGAUGAUGGAGAUGGGCGACCGGGCCUCGGAAGAACCGGUCUAGGUGGUGGGAUGCGUCGAGACAUGGCUGAUUGGGGAAUGUAA